This is a messenger RNA of Sebastes umbrosus (honeycomb rockfish), 1504 nucleotides long. Its product is annotated as dynein light chain Tctex-type 3-like. The record is from RefSeq and is a predicted model, not a curated record. The transcript is spliced from 5 exons. The coding region runs from base 143 to 490 and encodes 115 amino acids. Gene Ontology annotation, molecular function: dynein intermediate chain binding. Lineage: Eukaryota; Metazoa; Chordata; Actinopteri; Perciformes; Sebastidae. Gene Ontology annotation, biological process: microtubule-based movement. Gene Ontology annotation, cellular component: kinetochore; cytoplasm; cytoplasmic dynein complex.
CUCUCAGUGACUCUUUGACUCUGACCAACAGGAAGUAAACAGCAACAAUCAGUGAGCUGAGCCGGUGAUAACAAAGACAACACUUACCUCUGCUCUACCUCUGCUCUAUCUCUGAUCUAUCUCUGUAUGAGAGACAGCAGCGAUGGAGGAAUAUAACUCUGGAGAUGAGGUUGUCUUUAAUGCCGAUGAGGUCAAUAUCUCAGUUAAAGAGUGUAUCGAAGGUGUUAUUGGUGGAACAGAUUACAACCAGAGUAAAGUGAACCAGUGGACGGCCAGUAUAGUGGAGCACUCUCUGACUCACCUGGUGAAACAAGGACGGCCGUUCAAAUACAUAGUAAACUGUGCGAUCAUGCAGAAGAGCGGUGCUGGUCUCCACACAGCCAACUCCUGCUACUGGGACACUGCCACUGAUGGAAGCUGCACAGUCAGGUGGGAGAAUCGCACGAUGUACUGUGUGGUCAGUGUGUUUGCUGUUGCGGUGGCGCUGUGAGCUGCUCUCUCUCUGUCCUGACACCGUCAAUGUCUGAAGUUGGAAAUGGCACCGUGACCAAGAAGCCAUGAAGAUCCUCUGAUGAUACCCUCUGUAUGUACAAGUAACUUAUUUCUCCCCACUGGCUUAAACAACGAAAUGUCAGGAAGAGAGUUGUGGUUUGUGAGUCGACAGCCUGCGUUCGUGUGAGAAAAUGUUGCUUUGUAUGGACCAAGGUCAAGAUUCAACCCUGAAGCAGUGCUUUGUUAAGAAACUACAUCUCAAACAUCACAUGUUCUUUGAUCAACAAAUGUUGAGAGAUUGAAAACUAAAUAUUUUCUCUCCGUAUGUUGUCCCAAAUGUUGUAAUCUGUGCAUACUGUAAAACUUGAUUAGAUUUUAGCCGUGCUAGCAGCAGCAGCAGCAAGGCUCUGCGGAUGGCAGUGUCUGUCUGUCGGUUGGUUCAGACUGAAAUAUUGCUAUUAACUAUUGUAUAGGGGUGUAAAUCACAAGUUGCAUCACGAUACGAUAUUAUAUUGAUUCUUUGGACAAUGAUAUGAUAUUUGCUGAUAUCACAAAGUCUGCCACGAUAACAUUUUUUGAUUUGAUUCAAUUCAGGGGCCUGCGAUCAAUAUGAAGCGACAUCAUAUGCCCAUUUAAUACAGUUAGCACUGCUUCGCCGAGUACAGCCUCAUAGCGCUGCUAGCAUGGCUGUAGACGCUUAGUCUUGUCUUCAUUCAUCACCUUCAGUACAUUCCCAAAUAAAAACAGUUGCUGUUGUGAAAUGUUUGGUAUUUAAGAAAAGUCUGUAGUAGCUGCCUGACCAUUUGUAUGAAGUGUCCCUACUAGUCUGCAUUAAUAUUUGAAUGACUGUUCUGUAUCUGUAUCUGUGCAGAUAUGAGAAUAUGUAUUUCCUUCAUGGUCAGAAAGACUAAUGCACUUUUUCUAGACUUUCUCCUUAGAAAUCCUUGAUUUCUUCUGUAAAACUGAGUUCAUUAACGAUGUUUAAUAAAUUUAAAUUAUUGGAAAACAUCUA